UCCGGAGGGCCUCCAGGGCUCGCUAGCCGAGUUCCCACCCAAGUCUUGUGGCGCCAGACCUGCCAGCGCCGGGGCUGCAAGCGCAUCUCCCUCGCCCAGCGCGGAGGGAGAGCGAAGCCAUGAGCAGUUUGAGGUCAAAGUGGAGGCUGGUCCACCUGAGUAUGCCCAGCAGGGUGGCACAAGAGGACAGUUGACAGGUGAGCGGAGGAGAAGGAAAUGGAUUGAUGUGUGAGGAGAACCAAAUGGGGCACUUCUGGUGAGUAGAGACAGGGGAGACCUUCCCUUGCUCCAGGGGCAGGGCCAGGUGGAGAGGUGGCUGCCCCCUAGGUGUGGGACUGGUGGCCAAGCACAACCCCGAGCUGCCUAUCAUGCCUGUAUGUUUGUUGUCCAGCUUUUACCUUCUGAACAUCUGUGCUGCAGGAGUUCCUGUCUCCAGCUGCUUAAAGUGUCCUGGCACUCAUGACAGUUUAGGGAAAAUAUUAGUAUGCUGAGCAGCAAGAAAUGAAAACUACCUUAAAUUGGGGUGCAACAUGUUGGAAUUGCCCAUGAAGUCAGAACUGGCCUGUGGACGCCUUGUGUGCUCUGCUAAUGUAGUGGCUGCUGCUAGGAUGCUGGCAGCAUUGGGGGCAGCCUGAGCCUCGCCUCUGGGCAGCAGCAUUGUAUGCUACGCUCCUUCCUCCCUGAUGGCAGCCUGCAGGGGAGAGCUGGUGGCAAAGCGCUCUGAGUCAGGGCAAGCUGCUGCCUCUGUAGGAGUCAGGGUUCUUUGGAUGCAAAGAAGAGUGAAAAGUGCAUGCCUCACUGACAUUGCUUCCUCCCUCUGCAGAGUCCUGGGGUCCAGGUGUGGCUGGCCCAUCUGUCACAUUGGAGGUCUUCAAUUUCAUGGCUCCUCCCUGAAUGAACCCUGCAGAACACCAAAACCUUGAAGACUGACAGCAGCUGGAGCUUUGUCAGCUGGCCCACACCCUGCUAGUCAACAUGGCUGCUGGGAAGGGGGCUCUGUGGAGCCCUUCAGUUGAAAACACAUGGCGGCUGGGUGAACCUGAGCAGGGUCAGGGCUGCAAGCUGGUGCUGCUGGAGAAAAGAAACUGCCUGGGCUCUGGAGCUGCCAUGGGCAGUGGUGGCCAGGAUGAUGCCCAUGGUGAGCUGACAUUGUCAGCAACCCCAGGCAUGCUCAAACUGGGAGAGCCACUGGCCCGGAAAGUGUGCUUAGAACAGGGACAGAGUGCCUUCAGGGAGGUGCCUCAGCUCAAGAAGAGGCUAGAAGAUGGGCAGGAAAAGGAGAAAGAGCAUGAUGUCCCUGCAGGUCAGCAGCUGACUUGGGAUGUCCCCAGGGACCCAGCUGGCAGCAUGGUCUUUGCUGUGUGGCCCAGCCAAGGCCAAGGGGAGCAGAGAAGCGCCUUCAGCAAACCAGCCAGGUGUCCAGCAGGGAGACCUGGGCCAACAACCUCUGUCUACCAGGCAGGCAGACCUGCAGAUGUCCUGGGAGAGCUGUUGGAACUGAACACGGUAGAUGUUCCUUAUUGGGGUCGACUUUCAAAUUCCAAGGUUUUGGUGGGUCAUUUCUGGAAACUCCAAACCUUGCCACAAAAUGUUCCUCUCUGCAGCUCCUUCCUGGGUGUCCCCACACUAUCACUAAAGCAUACCAGGGCCCAAAUACCCAUGCCCUCCUCCUCCUCCUCCACUGCCUCUUGGGCCCUCCUGCCACCCACGUUCACUUCCCUGGGCCCAUCUACCCAGAACUGGUGUGCGAAGUGCAACCUCUCCUUUCACUUGACCUCUGACCUGGUCUUCCACAUGCGUUCCCACCACAAAAAGGAACAUGUGGGGCCUGACCUACAUUCUAAGAAGCUGAGGGAGGAGGCUGUCACAUGCCCCAUUUGCCAUGAGUAUUUCCGGGAGCGCCACCAUCUCUCCCGACACAUGACCUCUCACAGUUAAGAGGUGGCUGUGCACUAAACCUCUAGGUACAGCCCCCAGCAUUUGGCAGUGAGGCAGAGAUGGCUCACUAGGGCUUCCUUGGGAAAGACUGAUCACAGUUGUCUGCAGGGCCAUCUGCCUCUGAGUUCAUAUAUGAAAAGCUUGGUCAGAAUUUGAAAAAGACAGCCCUUGGCUGUGAUGUGCUUUGAAGGAAAUAAAGUUCUGAAAUAAAACAAUGUACUUUGCUAAUCCAGGAUGUUGGGACUACUAGGCACAAAGUGUCUCUAACAGCUUCAAGAAUGCGGCCCUGUUGUGUCACCAUUCCUUUUUCUCUCUACGGAGGCAAGUUCAGCACUCAGCAAAGGCUUGGGAGGCAGACAAACCUGGAUUUGAAUCUUGGGUCUUUCACGUACUAGCCCUGACCUUGGACAAACUGCUUUAACCAUCUGAGCCCCAGAUGGAGAUGAUGACUCCUGUGUUU
Molecule: messenger RNA, 2398 nt
Organism: Manis pentadactyla (Chinese pangolin)
Lineage: Eukaryota; Metazoa; Chordata; Mammalia; Pholidota; Manidae
Gene: ZNF488
Product: zinc finger protein 488
Exons: 2
Coding region: 976-1938 (320 amino acids)
Biological process (GO): regulation of DNA-templated transcription
Cellular component (GO): nucleus
Source: RefSeq, a predicted model, not a curated record